Messenger RNA from Habropoda laboriosa, 514 nucleotides. It is a transcript of the gene Pomp, whose product is annotated as proteasome maturation protein. Gene Ontology annotation, biological process: proteasome assembly. NCBI's taxonomy places the organism in Eukaryota, Metazoa, Arthropoda, Insecta, Hymenoptera, Apidae. Bases 89 to 514 code for a protein of 141 amino acids. The record is from RefSeq and is a predicted model, not a curated record. The transcript is spliced from 5 exons. Gene Ontology annotation, cellular component: nucleus; cytoplasm.
UUGUAAUUAAAUAUAUAGUGUAUUGUGAAUUCACAUAGCGUGACUAUUACAUUUUAUAAACACUUAAGUUACUUAUAUCUGAACAAUAAUGAGUUUUGGUUUACCACCACUUGUCCCAAAACCUACUGUAAAUGAUCAGUUCAACAUUCGUGAUGACAAUUAUGGUAUACCCAAUCCAAUGAUUUCAGGGUUAUCAGCAACUAGACAACAUAUAGGCUAUGUACACCCAUUAGAAGCAUCUGAAAGGAGUUAUGAAAAAAAUCAUACUCGUAUGAACAUGGUAUUGUUAAGAAACACACAAGGAUUACAUGCUCCAAUGCGUAUAGCAAUGGAAUUGAAAGCUACUGAAAAAAUUGGGAGACUUCCAUUCCUUUCAUCGUCAAACUGCAUGAAAGAUGUGUUGCUAGGAAAAGAUGAGGAAAUAGGGUUUGAAGAUAUAUUAAAUAUACCUGAAUUCAGAGAAGAAAUGGGUCAGCCUCAUGCUGUUGUUGAGAAAAGUCUUGGAAUACUAUAA